CAGUUAAUUUAAAACAUUUCUUGUGCAAACACCACAAUUUUCCACCAAACCCUAAAAAGCCCUCUUCUUCUUCUUCUCUCUGCUCCUUUUCACUCCAUCUCCUCCUUUUUCUCCUGAAAAAUGAGUGCCAACCCUAGUACUAGCGGCGGCGGAAGUGGCGGCGGAGGAGUAGGUCUGGGGAGUGGGAGUGGGAGUGGCGGCGGGGGAGGGCCAUGUGGGGCCUGCAAGUUUCUUCGAAGAAAGUGCGUUCCAGGGUGCAUAUUUGCCCCAUAUUUCGACUCGGAACAAGGCGCCGCCCAUUUCGCUGCUGUCCACAAGGUGUUCGGAGCCAGCAAUGUGUCCAAGCUCCUCCUCCAUAUCCCUAUCCAUAAGCGCCCCGACGCCGUGGUCACAAUUUGCUACGAGGCCCAGGCUCGCCUCCGAGACCCUGUCUAUGGCUGUGUCUCCCAUAUCUUUGCCCUUCAACAACAGGUGGUGAGUUUGCAAGCCGAGCUGUCGUACCUCCAAGCCCAACUAGCAUCACUGGAACUGCCGUCGCCACCAAACCCGCCACCUCCACCUCCACCACCAAGUUUCCAAGGGGUACCGCCGCUUUCCAUCUCAGACCUGCCAUCCCCCCCCUCCCUGCCAGCCACUUACGACCUGUCGUCCCUCUUUGACCCAAUGGCUCAGCCUGCCUGGGUCUUGCCACAGCAGCGCCUCGACCCUCGCCAGUUCACCGGGGGUGGAGGCGGCAGUGGCGGUAGCAGCGGCUUGUCCACUGUGGCCGGAGAAGGCGAUCUUCAAGCCUUGGCCCGUGAACUCCUGCAUAGACACGGCGCUCCACCAAGCUCCGACUCCUCAUCGCCGCCGUCCGUCUCUAAAUAAAAUCAAAACCCUUCAUUUUCUUUGAAUUUCUUGCCUCUUUGAUUUCACUUUUGUCAAAAAUUGAAGGGUUCCUGAGUUUUAAGUUUUUCUAUAAAAAAAAAAAAAAAAAAAAAAAAAAAAAAAAAAACACAAUAGUUUAGACAUGUAGCUAUAUUAGUUUUUCAAUUUACAUGUCAAGCUGUUGGUGUUUUUGUCAACCACAGUUAGGUUAGUUGGUGAGUCUCAAAAAUAAUGAUCUCAAGAAUGGUUCAAUUAAAUAAAUGUUCUAUAAAACAUUACUCAAGACUGGUCUAUGUUACUCUAUUUCUUGGCAUUGAUUGCCUAUAAUGCUUGAGAUACAUUGUUAAGUCCCGGGAUUACUCCGGAUAAUUUAUGUC
Messenger RNA from Cucurbita moschata (crookneck pumpkin), 1244 nucleotides. Its product is annotated as LOB domain-containing protein 18-like. NCBI's taxonomy places the organism in Eukaryota, Viridiplantae, Streptophyta, Magnoliopsida, Cucurbitales, Cucurbitaceae. The transcript has 2 exons. Gene Ontology annotation, cellular component: nucleus. Gene Ontology annotation, biological process: positive regulation of DNA-templated transcription; hormone-mediated signaling pathway. The coding region runs from base 121 to 867 and encodes 248 amino acids. The record is from RefSeq and is a predicted model, not a curated record.